Messenger RNA from Salvia hispanica, 1115 nucleotides. The record is from RefSeq and is a predicted model, not a curated record. Lineage: Eukaryota; Viridiplantae; Streptophyta; Magnoliopsida; Lamiales; Lamiaceae.
CACUGAAAACCAUAUACAGCCAUUUUCCUGAAAUUCGAAAACCCCAGAUCUCCUCCCUUCCCCUUUUCUCCCCCAAGCACCACCGCCGCGCAUCCUCAAUUAUCCGGUGGCCAGAUCGCGAUCCUUUCAGAAAUGAGUAACGGCGAGCUUCUCCAAAUCGAACCGCUCGAACUUCAGUUCCCAUUCGAGUUAAAGAAACAGAUCUCAUGUUCCAUGCGAUUGUUCAAUAAAACCGAUAACUUCGUGGCUUUCAAGGUGAAGACUACAAAUCCAAAGAAGUAUUGUGUGAGGCCGAACACUGGAGUCGUGGCUCCGCACUCUACCUGUGAUGUUAUAGUUACGAUGCAAGCCCAAAAGGAAGCUCCUCCGGACAUGCAAUGCAGGGAUAAAUUUCUCCUCCAAAGCGUAGUUGUGAGCCCUGGAUCUUCUGCGAAGGAUAUUACUGCUGAAAUGUUCAGCAAAGAUUCAGGAAAUCAGGUUGAUGAAUGUAAGUUGAGGGUUACUUAUGUUCCACCACAGCAGCCACCUUCACCUGUGCGAGAGGGGUCAGAGGAAGGCUCGUCACCAAGGGCCUCAGUGUCAGACAAUGGGACCGUGAAUCAAACUUUUGAGUUCAACAAUAUGUCUAAAGGGUUGUUUGAACAACAGGAGAGCUCAUUAGAGGUUAUACCGAAAUUUACAACAAUAUGUUAUUUUUGGUUCUUUUGUUUCCACAUCUUGAUUCUAUGGAUGUGGAUUCUUCCUUUAAAACCUUGGGAGGCGUUGAAGCGGAAAAGCGGUGGGGGCGUUCCGAUCACGUACGUUAUCGUUGUUUGCUUGAUAGGCAUCCUAUUGGGGUACCUCUUGAAGAGAACAUGACUAAAGGAAGAUUAUCUGGUCGUUGUGCCAAAGCAGCUGCUUGCUUGUUCAAAUAUUUAGUAUUUGAAGUGAUGCGUUGCACUCUGCUCAAAUUAGCUGUCUGUUUGACUGUAGAAAAGAUGCCUAAAUUGGUUUGGUGGUUUUUUGUAAUUUGCUAAAAAAAUUGCAUUCUUUGUCUGGGUAGUUGCUUAACAUUCUCAAUUGAAUCAUGUAACUUAAGCACAUAGUUUCUUUAUAUAAGUUUCUAUUCAGCAGUA